AUCGCCAUUGAAGAAGACUUCAUCCCAUCCUCCACUAGUAGAAAUAUACUCUAGGCAGGUAUCUCUAACUAUCUGUCCAAGGACUGUUCCAGAAGUAGAAGGACUACUUCUGAUAUUCAAUGUCGUUCCAGUACUACAGACGCAGUCUCUGCAGAAUGCGACAUUAAUAAGGGUAGAAAGGAGAAUGAUAUACUUUAGCAUCUUAUUCAACUUUGAAUAUUUCCUAUGUUAUUAUUAUCAAUCAAUGGACAGAAAGCGGUUUCUAAUGCUAAUAUAAAUACUAAUACAUUUAUUAAACCGGAAGCCAAACUGUGGAAUAAAUGCGAAUAUACGAAAAAGAGUUUUGUACCUGACCCAAAAUUUCCACCUUUUAAAAGUUUCAAAGUUGGUGGAGAAUGGCCUUUACAUCGCCUAACAGAAAAUAAUUGUAUGGAAAAAUGCGAUCAAAGACAAGAUUGUUUCUCAUACAUUUAUAAAGUAUUAAAAGAGACAACUGCGUGCUUUUUAUUUAAUAAAAAAUUCCAAAGGAACUCUUUAAAUGGGAAGAAUAUGCUUAAUCACGAAUCAGGAGUAAAUUACAACGUCAUAUAUAAAGAAAAGGAAUCGUGUGAUAAAUGCUAUUACGAGAGGCAUAGAUUCGUCUCGAUUCCUAGUGAAAAAGAUGCUAAUAUUGUCGCCAUACUUACUUCUAAUUCUACGGAAAACUAUGGAAAAUUUCAGGAUAGAUGCUUUCAAACUUGCGAUAAUACUGUACCUUGUUUUAGCUUAGUUUUAAUAGAAAAACAGCAAAUGUGCGUUCUAUAUAACAGACAAAUAACGAAAGGUGAUUUUAAAAUUACGGAAUUUAUUGAUAAGAAUGACAACAAUUGCGGUAUUCUAUGGCUUAAAAAGAACUGCAAUCCUCCAGAGAUGAGGAUACCUGUAAAAGUCUUUUUUUCAUCCGGAUGCCUUGGAGUUUGCUCCAAAUACCAAAUGAAAGAGCAAGAUUUAGACAUUACAGCUCUUAAAGAUAACAAUCCUAAAACUUUUCUUGAGAUUAAUGGAAGUAAUUUAUUAAAUUGUUUUACGCUUAAUCUUAGCUUUCAAGACGUUGAACGUAAAAUAACUGUAAUUGUAACACCUUGUACGAGAAGCGAACAUUAUGUUAUUAUGGAUUUUGGGCAUGGAGAUACCGUAUUUAAGUCUUGUAAACCAAUGGGAUCAAGCGCAAAACAAGGAGAAAAAGCAUGCGUCUAUUCUUGCGAAGUGGAAAAGAGUACACCGGAAAUGAAAAUAAGAGUCUUUGAUCCAAAUAAUAAAGACUUUCAACUAUCCGGAAUAGAAGUAAUUAAAGACAGUCAAGCUACUCAAUUGUUACCGGGAGGAACAUCAAUGAGAAAAGCUUGAUAGUAUAUCACCUUAGCAUGUCAUUAAUACACCUUAUAGAAUUUCUCAGAAAUAUAUCAUUGACGUUCUUUAAGUAUUGCAACUUAUUUUUUCUUAUAUGCUUUAAUUAUUCUCAAUUUAGGACAAGCUUUACUUUAUAUAGCAAUAUAAAUAUAGUUUAUUGUUACACAAUAUACAGCUAAUUCACUUUAGAUGGUACUUCUCAAUAACACAACAUUUCAUGUAACAGACACAGGCUAAUAUAUCAAAUGUACGAGAAGGGGAAGGGAAUAAAAGCAAAGCUAUAUUUAAUAAAAAAUGACAUAUAAGUAACCUUUUAAAAUGCAUAUAAAAGUGUUUAACUUAAGGUAGAGCAUGUAAAGAGACAGAGAAAAGUAGACAGACAGGCAGACAUACAGACAGAUAGAGAGAAAAGUAGAGGGAUGCACAUUAAUCGUUGUUAAAUAACAAAAAAGAGUGAAAAAGAAAAAGGAAACAUGUUAUUUCUAUUAAUCACAUGAAUGUGUAGUCUUUCCAUGUUUGAACUUCUUACAAUAUCUCCUUCUUUAAUUUUUUUUCUGUUACAAAAAAAAAACAGAGAGAAAGAUAGAUCAUAGAUAAAUAGGAAGGCUGAUGAUACAUGGAUAGAGAAAAAGACGGGGAGUCUGUAAACGUUUUAAAAACUCUUUCUGAUUUUCUCUCUUUGUUAUAGAUCUUAUAUAAACUGAACGUAGAUAAAAAAUAUCAAAAAGAAAAACACAGAGAAAUUACAUUUUUGAUUUGAUCUUUCCAUCAAAAUAAUUCAAGGAUUAAAUGUCUUCCAGGCACUAAAUUUCUCUUUUUUUCUUAAAGCAACCAGAAAAAGUGUCUCGAGAACAAAAAUAAUCUUUAAGUAUAGUCUUUGUAAUUUUAUUAUGAUAACUAUUGGAUUAUGUAAAACAUAUCCAUAUACAGUAGAAUGUUGCAGUAUUUCAUUUAACAGUUGGUCUCGUAUGUAAAAUAUUACUUACAUCGUUUGUACGAUAAUAGACAGGUUCUUUUCUUGUAUUGCAUUAAUUACCUUUCCUCCUGCUGUGGUCUAUUCCGCUGUACUUGUACUUACUCUAUUUGAACUUGUGGUAAAAACAAAUCGUAUAUCAUUUUCGUCAAUGAACCACAGGGCAUAUAGUUUCGGUGCAAACAGACAGAAAAGCGUAAUCAAAGAAUUUAAUAAACAUGUGGCCGCUAAUAUCAACGAUUGAUAUUUUGUUAUUUCGGUUGUAAAAUACACUGGAAGUAGAACUAACCAAACGAAAAAUGUUGUUGAAACUGAUACGAAAAUAUAGGACGCCUCAUUAAAAUUCUCUGGCAGUUUUCUAGUCAGAAAUCCAUAAUAUGAAGAUAUUGCCGCCAACAAAAUAUUGUAGGAUAAACAGGGCAGAAAGCCCUUCAGUGGUAAGUUGCAAUGCAAUUCCACAUAAUCUUCUGUUCGUACUUUUUGUUUCAAAGACGCCUCGUUUCCGGAUAUUAUCGUCGAUAGAACCAUCAAAAUCAUCUGUUUUGUACAAGAGGAGCGGAAUAGCAAUAAGUGUACUCGAUGACUCGAAAUAAAUUCUGUUUAUAUUAAGCUAGUAGAAGAGUGAGAGGGAGAAGGAGAGGGAGGAGAAAAGGAAGAAGGAGAAGAGGGAAGAAAAGGAAAGUAGGAGAAGUAGGAGGAGGAAAGGAAGAAGGAGAAGAGGGAAGAAAAGGAAAGUAGGAGAGAGAGGAGGAGGAAAGGAAGAAGGAGAAGAGGGAA
This is a messenger RNA of Dimorphilus gyrociliatus, 3139 nucleotides long. Lineage: Eukaryota; Metazoa; Annelida; Polychaeta; Dinophilidae. The record is from the annotation of a GenBank genome assembly.